AUGGGCAUGUCGGACAAGACGCCGACUACACGCUUCGCACACUGGAACAAAUGGCCAUUCAUGAACGUAAGAUCGAAUCAACUGCAAUCGCCAUUCUUCCAAUUAUCACGCGAAAUUCGAGACAAGAUUUACGAUUACUACGUCGUCGCCGAGAAUGGCUACUUCUACAACCCGGAAACCCGGCAAAUGAUGGACGGCAACCCUUCGUCCGUGUCGCCAAAACCACAAGUUAUCAACACCAACUUGAUAAAGACUUGCAAGAUCGCGGCCGCUGAGAUGAAAGGGUUGGCUCUCGAGCGCAAUGAGGUCAUCUUUCAUGCUAUGUGCUCCGUGAACGAUGGAGAUGGGUGUCUGGAUCUCAACUCGCGGGCUGGACGCUUCAAAAGCCCUGUGCGAGGCAUGGAAACAUUCUAUUCCGCCCGCAAUACCAAAUGGUACUUCUCCGCUACAUCAGUAGCUAUCCAAUACUUGGAAACGAUGAACCCCAAGGUGCGCAUGGUAUUGCGCAACAUCGUCAUAAGAGAAGACUUCAAAAGCGUUUCCAACCCAGAACUCCACGCUCGAGGUCUUAUUCCAUUCUGCCGCGAGAACGCAAACCUUCGGAUUACUCAACACGUCAGUCUUUUCGAAUCAAUGCUUCCGUUGUCUUCGGGUGGGCAAGACAACCGGCGAAGCUUUUACUACGAUCGUGAUACUGUCUGGGGCCCAGAAUGUCUGGAAGCCAUGAUCAACUUGAUCCAAGUAGCGUUUUCACUCCAGACACUUGGUAUGCCGAAAGAGAGCUUCUCACUGGUCUUCGACAAUAGUGUGACAGAAGGCGACUGGGUGUGGAACACGAUUGUCAUGCGCACAGCAGCCUUACAAGACGUUUUUACCAGAUGGCUUCGCGCACACAGUCUUAUCCUCAGAACCAACGAGGGGAGAGAGCCCGGAGGACAUGGAAGGCUGUGGGACGUCCCAUCGACCUUUGCCGCCAACGUUCGGAGUAUCGCAGAAGGAGGGAACGCAAUCAUGCAGCUGACUUCGCGUAUGAGCUCAGUUGAGAUCGAGGCCACUGAUUUAGACCUGAACAGCCGCAUGCACUACACGUUCAGGGACUGGGACGAUGAGUGGAACGCGAAGGUGGGGUACCUAGAUUGGAAUACGGAUUUCUGGAGACGUUUACACCCAAGAUACAGCAUCGAACCGGCGGGCUUCAAGAGAGUAGUAACAACAGUUAGGAGAACUGUGGGUAGGCCCUGA
Molecule: messenger RNA, 1242 nt
Organism: Alternaria ventricosa
Lineage: Eukaryota; Fungi; Ascomycota; Dothideomycetes; Pleosporales; Pleosporaceae
Exons: 3
Coding region: 1-1242 (413 amino acids)
Source: RefSeq, a predicted model, not a curated record